CCAACAUUCCACAGGUUACAUGUUUCCUGCUCGUACAGCAUAGCCUAUGCUCGUUGAUGACAAUCCCUUGAAAUCUUUGAUGAUCGUACAGAAGCCGAGAUGAGCUCCUCUCGUUGAUCUUUUGCUUCAUUCCACGCAGAAAUACGCUUCUUGUUGCUCGCAUUGCUACUUGCAUACCGCUAUUCCGCUCACCAAGUUCACCGCAGUUUCUGUUGAAGACCACAACGAAGUAGCACCGGCGAAGAGGCCCUGGUGAUGAUGGUGGACCAGACUUCUACUCGGGAGGAUCCCCUGGUAGCAGCUCUGCCUCCAGCCACAGACUACAUAACAUAUUUGACCCUGCUGGAGUAUCAACUGACCCCUGAGAACCUGCCGACUCUGAACAGAUUGCUCAACGAAGAUGAUGGCAAACUGGCGGCAGAGAUAGGCUGGGAUCUUCUAAGGUUGAUACUCCCCAUGUUGAACCCCGCUCCUGAGGAAGCCGUUCGAUGCACGGAAAUCGUAGCUCGCAGAGGAAAUCCCCGGGAAGUGGUGGUUCGUGUGGCAGAAGAGCUGGAAAAACUGGGUGACCCAGCUGACGAUUUCGAAGACGAUGAUCUUGAGGACGAUGAUGACGAUGAUGCUCUUCCGACCUUCGCUGGAGAAGCACCUCGUGUCCACCUCGGAGAUAUGACUCUCGAAGGUAUGCCGGAAACUGAACAACAUGCUGAGGCCAAUUCCAGAAAUACUGUCCAACCACCAGCAGGAUCGAGCAAGGCAAUAAAACUCCAGGCACUGUUGAACAUGCUCGGCAUUCUUCACCCAAGGAUCAAAACACAAUAUCCAAGUCGCUUCCUCGCCACCUCUUUGCCAGCAGCGCUUGGGGCAUACCGACAAAUACCCAUUACCACAGCCACCACGUCCGCAUUUCUGACGAUGCUAGAGAAGCUCGCUGGAAAGAAGCGCCCUGACCUACCUCCACGAGUAAGCACCUCCAACAUCAAGCCGGCACCAUCGUCUGCACCUCUACCCGACCCAGAAGCCAAAGCAGAAGAGGAAGAGACAGGCGUCAAGGCACCAUCGGAUGAAGAAAAAGCCAUUGUCCACCGCCUCCUAAGUGCAGUCACCCUGGAAGUUCUAGACGAAUACCUGUCAUGCCUCUCAUCUCCCGAACACCCGUCAAUGUCAUGGACAGCACGUCUUCGCGAGACUCUCGAACCACAAAGAGUGAAUUCCCUUAGAGUCAAAGAAACCCAGCUCUGGAAGGAAACAGAAGAACUGAAACAGCAAGACACACUUCUCUCGAAAUUCCACAAGCUCUGCACCGAGCUUGAUGUGCACUCCAGCAUCGAGAUCAAAAAGGUCGUGCACGAUGAAGUCGACCUCGAACACCCUGACCAAGACAAAGAGGAGGAACCAUCAGAGUAUCCAACAUCACCCGCACAGAUCCCCUUUCCACGCGCGGGCGUAAUCUUCCUCCACGCCUACGAAUCUUUCCUCGCUGCUCAAGACGCAUCGCCCGUCCUCUCGACCACCGAACUCACAAAGCUCAUCGCCCACUCAUUCCCACUUUCAGCGACACCAUCCAUCCCGAACCCAGCCCUCCAAGACUCACUACUAUCCCUCCUCUACAAGCACGCCCUGCCAAAUACCAAGCCCGACGCCCCGCCCUCACCAGCCAAACUCCUCCUCCUCAUCAGCACGCUGACCCAACUAUUCACCAUCACCCCUUGGGCCUCACUACGCGACUCAGCACACCACAUCGCCACAAGACUUCUCCACGCCCACCCGGACCCAAACAUGCGCCUGCAAGUCAUUACACAAACCCUGCGCGGCAGCACCUUGAGCACCAACUGGGCCGAGACUUUCGACGACCCAGACCCAGAGCCAGGAAUCGACGAAGAAACAGGUCUAACGAGAAGCACGUCAGCACUCCAACCUCAUCCCAUCCCACUCGCGCCGCCCCAACAACUCCCCGCUCUCAAGGCCAUUGGCGUGAACUGGCUGAAAGACGAGUUCGCAGCCUGGACACGCGAUAAAUUCAGCGGCAUUGAACCAGCGUUCCUCACCACGGCAGACAACGACACCAACGAAGCCCGCGCACUGCUCUAUCUGCUCUUCCCCGCAAACCUACAACCCCUGUCGUCCGACACAAUCAGCACAGAUCCUGAAUCCGACACCCUGGGAUCUUUCCUGCUCGACAUCGCGUUCUACAUAUCCACGCUGAACCUACUCUGCAUAGUCCUCCCGCAUUUACGCCCACUAAACGACCGCGUGCCCAUGCACAUCACCUCGCUGAGUGAAUCUUCCGAGUUUCUCGUCCAAUUGCUCCAGCACGCUACGUCGGCGUCGAAAGCUGCGGGCCUCUCCGCAGGAGGCGAAGACAGCUUCCUGGACGACAGUCGCGCCGACAUCAUCGCACUGCAGGAUGCGUGUACUCGGGUCAAUGCGGCUCUGGAGCACGCUGGGAAUGUUGCUUGAAACUUCGACAACCAUGUCGACCGGCUUCCGUGGUCGACAUUGGCUCAAGUACCCCCAUCGCAUUGCCACUCACUGUGUUUGAAAAGUAUUAUCUAUGACGAUGGAUGACCUGCUGCGAAAACAUUGGCGUAGUCAGCAGAAGCUGGUUUAUCUUAGCCGAUGAACAAUGGAAAAAUUGCCCUUC
This is a messenger RNA of Exophiala viscosa, 2644 nucleotides long. RefSeq lists its product as uncharacterized. NCBI's taxonomy places the organism in Eukaryota, Fungi, Ascomycota, Eurotiomycetes, Chaetothyriales, Herpotrichiellaceae. Gene Ontology annotation, biological process: cellular response to oxidative stress. The record is from RefSeq and is a predicted model, not a curated record. The transcript has a single exon. Gene Ontology annotation, cellular component: cytoplasm. The coding region runs from base 256 to 2460 and encodes 734 amino acids.